This is a messenger RNA of Durio zibethinus, 4732 nucleotides long. RefSeq names its product RAF-like serine/threonine-protein kinase 24. Gene Ontology annotation, molecular function: protein binding; protein kinase activity; ATP binding. Gene Ontology annotation, cellular component: cytoplasm. Gene Ontology annotation, biological process: signal transduction; protein phosphorylation. NCBI's taxonomy places the organism in Eukaryota, Viridiplantae, Streptophyta, Magnoliopsida, Malvales, Malvaceae. The record is from RefSeq and is a predicted model, not a curated record.
UACGUAACCCUUACCAUCUCCAAAACAGGCCAAAAUUUCAGUUCUAGAAAGAGAAAUUGAAAUUACUUACAUUAGUUUUUAAUAAAAUCUAAACCUAAUAUAUAUAUAUAUAUUAAAAAAAAAUUCCAGAGAGUGCAAGAGAGACUGCAACUCGCUAUUUUUGUCUGAAAAUGAGCGGAUUUGUAGAGAGAGGAAGUCAAUAAUCUUCUGCUUUGCUGCUCAGCAAAACCUCACUGCUCUUUGCGUUCUUUUCUCUUUUCAGGUUCAGAUUAAGGUCUUUGGAAAGCGAACUUUGCUGUUGGCUGUGGCAGAAUGCAUGUGCUGAUAUUGCACUGGUGUGAUAAUCAGGGCAUGUUGCCUUGGUUUAUUUUCCUGGAAAAAUUUAUCUAAAUGGAGAGAAAUCUAGGAGAAGGCAUAAUGGAUCAACAGAAGAACUAUGAACAAGUUCAAUACAAUAAUAUGGAAGCAAGAAAUGAGACUCUUGUAUCAGCAAAUCAAAGAUUUUUCCAAGAUCCAUCUAGUAAUAUUAAUACUAACAUCCGACCUCCUGAUUAUAAUACGUCUGUGGGAGCUAGGCCAGUGCUGAAUUACUCCAUUCAGACAGGUGAGGAAUUUUCUCUGGAAUUUAUGCGGGAAAGGGUAAAUCACAGGCAGCUUUUUUUUCAGAAUGCUUAUGGUGAUCCUAACAGUGGACCUGUCUAUAUGGAUCUAAAGGGCAUUCUGGGAAUUUCUCAUACAGGUUCUGAAAGUGGCUCUGAUAUCUCUAUGCUUAACACGGUAGAAAAGUCCUGUCCCCAGGAGUUUGAGAGAAAGACCCCUUCUGUACAUGAAGACAAAAGCUAUUAUGAUUCCAUGCGAUCUGUAGCUAAAUCCUCUUCAAGAAAUGACAGUAGUCGGGGGCAUAAAGGUUAUGAGUCUUCAAGUGCUUCUCUCAGCUCAUCAACUAAGGUAAAGUUCCUCUGCAGCUAUGGUGGUACAGUUUUACCACGUCCCAGUGAUGGGAAACUUAGAUAUGUUGGGGGAGAAACACGUAUCAUCCGAUUAAGCCGGGAUAUUUCCUGGCAAGAGCUUGUUGAGCUAACCUUAGCAAUUUACAACCAAGCCCAUACAAUAAAGUAUCAGUUGCCUGGAGAGGAUCUAGAUGCUUUGGUUUCUGUAUCUUGUGAUGAGGAUCUGCAAAACAUGAUGGAGGAAUGUAAUGUGCUAGAAGAUGGAGGAUCCCAGAAACCCAGGAUAUUCCUUUUCUCUAGCAGUGAUCUAGAGGAUUCUCAGUAUGGUUUGGGAAGCGUAGAGGAUGGUUCUGAGAUACAAUAUGUUGUAGCCUUGAAUGGCAUGGACUUAGGAUCAAGAAAAAACUCAAUUGCGGCAAGUGUGCCAGAGAACAAUUCAGAUGACUUACUUGGUUUGAAUGUUGUAAGGGAGGCUGAUCGGACUGUGACUGAAGCAGCUGCUACUAGUGCCGCUUCUUUGACAGAUAAUGCACCGUCACCAAUGGUCCAAUCUUUUCAUGCACCUUCACCAAUGGUCCAAUCUUCUCAUGCACCUUCACCAACCCUUCAAUCUUCUCAACCAGUAUUGGCAAGUCCAUCUAGCACUUAUGAAUCUAGUUCACAGCCAUACUUGGAACAAAAAGUGCGUCAUGGAGAAGCUAGCCAGCAGCUGUCCUCUGCUCCCCAGGUAAAUAGGAAGAGUAAUGUUCCUUUGACUGGGCCAUUGCAAUAUGGUUAUGGUUCCCAACCCUCUACCCAUGUAAUGCCCGGAGAAAAUUUAGUAUCAACGCCAUUCCAAGGGCAUGUUACACCCCAGGCAGGUGUAGCCGAAGAGAAGAUGUAUAUGGGCUUUCAAGUGCAAGGUUCAGAAGUAUCUAUAAAAGAGGUGAAACUAAAAAGAGAUAGCUCAGCCCCAAAAAUAACUGAACCUGAAAAAAUUCUAUCCCUAGACAAAGCUCUGCCAACAAAGGAGCCAAAAAUGAAAAGAGAUACAUCUCUCCCAAAGAUCAAUGAAACUGAAAAAACUCGGAUGUCAGAGAGAGAGUACAGUGUCCCUUCAAAUGCAUAUGACAGUUCUGUUCCAAAUCAUAUUUCUAAAAAGGAAGCAUCUGUUACCAUUUCAGUGCCAGACAUUGGCUCACCUUUUUUGCCUGCAAAAAAUUUCAAAAAGACUCAGGAAGCUGUGCAGCAUUUGGUGGCCUCUGAAAUCGUAAAUGAAGGGAGAAAGAACGUUGAAGAUGGGCAGUUUUACACAGCUGGUGGGCCCUUUACAUCUGGAGGUGAUGGUUCUGAGGCUGAUCCAAAUGACUUCGGCCACCUUGAGCCAUCUGUAAUUCCUCAACGAGUUUUUCAUUCAGAGAGAAUCCCUAGGGAGCAGGCAGAAAUGAACCGUUUAUCAAAGUCCGAUGAUUCUUUUGGGUCUCAGUUUCUAAUGACUCAAGCAAGUUCUGAUUCUUCCCAACCAAUUUCAGAAUCAGUUGACAAAAUUCAUGAUGGGAAUUUGCCCCCCCAAGCUGAUCAGUCUGUCACUUCUGCAAAUCCACUGUCUAAAAAUCCUCAGACUGUUAUGGAUGGGCUUGCACAAUUUGAAAAGUACAAAGACUUUGCCAAUAAAAUCACCUCCAAUAUUCCUGAGAAGGGGCUUGAGUCAACUAAGCAGAAAUCUGAAUUUAAACAAGUCACAGUUGAGAGCGGUGUUGGUGAAGAAGCACCUGGGUUAAAUCAUCCCUCAGUAAGUCAAACAACUUCUGUUAAGCACCUUGAAGUUCCUUCUUUGAAGCCAUCUGAUUUUGAACGAAUUGAGAAGGAUGAAGGAAAUCAUGUUAAGGGGCGUGAACAACAUUUGGUAUGGGCAGAGAACCCAAUUAAAGCUACUUCCAAUGUAGAGCCCGCAGCUUCCAUUGGCGCCUCACGGCAUGGAGACAUACUUAUUGAUAUUAACGAUCGGUUUCCUCGUGAUCUUUUGUCUGAUAUAUUCUCAAAAGUAAGAAUAUCCCAGAACCUCUAUGGUAUCAGUCCAUUCCCUGGUGAUGGAGCUGGAUUGAGCUUAAACAUGGAGAAUCAUGAGCCUAAGCGUUGGUCAUACUUUCGUAAUUUGGCUCAAGACGAGUUUGUUAGAAAGGAUGUUUCCCUCAUGGAUCAGGACCAUCUGGGUUUCUCAUCUCCGCUUACAAAUAUUGUAGGUGGGGCUCCAAUCGAUUACAGCUAUCCACCUUUGAAAUCUGCUGGUGCAAUUACCUUAGGUCAUAUUAAGCCAGAGGUCAAUUUUGGUGAGGAGAUCAGGCAGGAGUCAAUUACUGUUACUGCUGCUAGCAACUUGGGUUUAGGUUCAGAUUACAAGAAGUCUCCACACAAGGGUGAUGAAAGUGGACGAGAUGGGGCAAACCACAAAGUACCUGAAUCAGAGUAUGAGGAUGGGAAAUUGGAUAUUUUGAAUACUUGUGUACCUCUUUUGGAUCUUUCCCUUGGAGAUUUUGAUAUCAGUACAUUGCAGAUCAUUAAAAAUGAAGAUCUGGAAGAGCUUGGGGAGCUGGGUUCUGGUACAUUUGGGACUGUCUACAAUGGAAAAUGGAGGGGAACAGAUGUUGCCAUCAAGCGGAUAAAAAAGAGCUGUUUCACUGGUCGUUCAUCCGAGCAAGAAAGAUUGACUGUGGAGUUCUGGCGUGAAGCUGACAUUCUUUCAAAGCUUCACCAUCCCAAUGUUGUGGCAUUUUAUGGCGUGGUGCAUGAUGGACCUGGAGGAACACUAGCCACUGUCACAGAAUACAUGGUGAAUGGCUCUCUUAGACAUGUUUUGCUUAACAAAGAUGGGCUACUUGAUUGUCAUAAGCGGCUUAUUAUUGCCAUGGAUGCAGCAUUUGGGAUGGAAUAUUUACAUUCAAAGAACAUUGUGCAUUUUGAUUUAAAAUGUGACAACUUGCUUGUCAACUUGAAAGACUCCGUACGACCAAUUUGCAAGGUUGGGGACUUUGGGUUGUCAAAGAUAAAAAGGAAUACCUUGGUUACUGGUGGUGUGAGGGGAACUCUUCCAUGGAUGGCCCCAGAGCUGUUGAAUGGUAGCAGUAGUAGGGUUUCUGAAAAGGUUGAUGUGUUCUCAUUUGGCAUUGUCCUAUGGGAGAUUCUAACUGGUGAGGAACCCUAUGCUAAUAUGCAUUACGGAGGAAUAAUAGGGGGCAUUGUUAGCAAUACAUUGAGGCCACCUGUUCCAAGCUACUGUGACCCUGAAUGGAAGUUACUAAUGGAGCAGUGCUGGGCUCCUGAUCCUGUGCUUCGACCAUCAUUCACAGAGAUUGCUAGACGCUUACGUAUCAUGUCCUCAGCAUGCCAGACAAAACCACAUGGUCAUCAGCCGCAGAACCAAGUACCCAAGUGAUGGCUCUCAAUGAGUCCCUUAUUUUGAUGCCCUCGUCAAUGAUAUAUGGUAGUUUAUUUUCUUUUACUCCAUAAACGAUGUGUGUGUUAUAUGGGCAAGGGAGGAGGAGCUCCGAUUGAGAGGGUGAGAUAAUGAUUGUUUUUUGUAAGACUCAAAAAAUCUGUUUUAUAUGUAAAGCUAUUAUAUGUGUCAAUAGUGGAUACAAACUCUGUUUUGGUGCUUGUGACCCAAGUUAAUACAGAGUGUUUUUGGUUUGUCAGUGGUGCUUGCUUGCUUGCUUGCACACAGUAGAUAGAUAUUCUGGUAAGUUUAAGGCACCUCCAAAUACAAUUAGCUGAAAAAAGGUUUCUACAAGUUUUAUUUUAUGCAA